Messenger RNA from Nomascus leucogenys (northern white-cheeked gibbon), 9952 nucleotides. RefSeq names its product EGF-like photoreceptor maintenance factor (gene EYS). NCBI's taxonomy places the organism in Eukaryota, Metazoa, Chordata, Mammalia, Primates, Hylobatidae. Gene Ontology annotation, molecular function: calcium ion binding. Gene Ontology annotation, cellular component: plasma membrane; protein-containing complex. Gene Ontology annotation, biological process: establishment or maintenance of epithelial cell apical/basal polarity; heterophilic cell-cell adhesion. The record is from RefSeq and is a predicted model, not a curated record.
AUGACUGACAAAUCAAUCAUCAUUCUGAGCCUGAUGGUUUUUCACAGCUCUUUCAUAAAUGGAAAAACAUGUAGACGGCAAUUGGUGGAAGAAUGGCAUCCACAACCCUCAUCAUAUGUGGUAAAUUGGACACUAACAGAAAACAUCUGCUUGGACUUCUACAGAGAUUGCUGGUUUUUGGGUGUAAACACUAAAAUAGAUACUUCAGGCAAUCAAGCUGUUCCCCAGAUUUGCCCUUUGCAAAUUCAAUUAGGAGAUAUCCUUGUAAUUUCUUCUGAACCAUCUCUUCAAUUUCCAGAAAUAAAUUUGAUGAAUGUUUCUGAAACAUCUUUCAUUGACUGUGUGCAAAAUACCACAACGGAAGAUCAGUUACUUUUUGGUUGCAGACUAAAAGGAAUGCACACUGUUAAUUCUAAGUGGCUGAGUGUUGGGACACAUUAUUUUAUCACAGUUAUGGCAAGUGGUCCAUCACCUUGUCCACUGGGACUUCGACUAAAUGUGACAGUGAAACAGCAGUUCUGCCAGGAAUCUCUGAGUUCAGAAUUUUGCUCUGGUCAUGGUAAAUGUCUUAGUGAAGCUUGGAGCAAGACAUAUAACUGCCAUUGCCAGCCUCCAUUUUCUGGAAAAUACUGCCAGGAACUUGAUGCAUGUUCUUUUAAACCAUGUAAAAAUAAUGGCAGUUGCAUUAAUAAAAGAGAAAAUUUGGAUGAGCAAGCAUAUGAAUGUGUCUGUCACCCACCAUUUACAGGAAAGAAUUGCUCAGAAAUAAUUGGCCAAUAUCAACCACAUGUCUGUUUCCAUGGAAACUGCAGCAAUAUUACUUCAAAUAGUUUCAUUUGUGAAUGUGAUGAGCAAUUUUCAGGUCCAUCCUGUGAAGUGUCAAAAAAACCUUGUGUUUCUCUGCUUUGUUGGAAAAGAGGAAUUUGCCCAAAUAGCAGUUCUGCUUACACUUAUGAAUGCCCAAAAGGAUCUUCCAGCCAAAAUGGUGAAACCGAUGUCAGUGAGUGUUCAUUAGUACCAUGUCAGAAUGGUACUGACUGCAUCAAAAUAUCAAAUGAUGUUAUGUGCAUCUGUUCACCAAUAUUUACAGAUUUGCUUUGUAAGAGCAUUCAAAAAUCAUGUGAGUCAUUUCCUUUGAGGAAUAACGCUACAUGUAAGAAGUGUGAGAAAGAUUAUCAUUGCAGCUGUUUAUCAGGAUUUACUGAAAAAAACUGUGAGAAAGUAAUUGACCACUGUAGACUGCUCAGCAUCAACUGUCUGAAUGAAGAAUGGUGUUUCAAUAUAAUUGGAAGAUUCAAAUAUGUAUGCAUUCCAGGGUGCACAAGAAAUCCAUGUUGGUUUUUGAAGAAUGUUUACCUAAUUCAUCAACACCUCUGCUACUGUGGAGUCACCUUCCGUGGUAUUUGCCAAGGUAAAUGUCCUGCUCAAUUUGAAUAUGUGUGGCAAUUAGGAUUUGCAGGAUCUGAAGGUGAAAAGUGCCAAGAGGUUAUUGAUGUCAAUUUCUUUCUGGCUGCAAACUGCACUGAAGAGGCAAUCUAUGUGAAUGAUCCUGAAGAUAAUAAUUCUUCAUGUUGGUUUCCAUGUGAAGGCACAAAAGAGAUUUGUGCAAAUGGAUGCAGUUGUUUGAGUGAAGAAGACAGUCAGGAAUAUCAGUAUCUAUGUUUUCUCAGAUGGGCUGACAACAUGUAUCUGGAAAAUACAACUGAUGAUCAAGAAAAUGAGUGUCAACAUGAAGCUAUUUGUAAAGAUGAAAUUAAUAGACCCAGAUGCAGCUGUUCUCUUAGUUACAUUGGCAGAUUGUGUGUUGUCAAUGUUGACUAUUGCUUAGGGAACCAGAGUAUAUCAGUGCAUGGCCUCUGCCUGGCCCUUUCGCACAAUUGUAACCGUAGUGGUCUGCAAAGAUGUGAAAGGAACAUCUGUGAGACAGAUACUGAAGAUUGCAAAUCUGUGUCCUGCAAAAAUGGAACAACUAGUAUACAUUUAUGGGGAUAUUUCUUCUGCAAGUGUGUCCCAGGAUUUAAAGGUAUGCAAUGUGAAAUUGAUAUAGAUGAGUGUGCUUCACAUCCCUGCAAAAAUGGAGCCACCUGCAUUGACCAACCUGGUAAUUACUUCUGCCCGUGUGUGCCUCCGUUUAAAGUGGUUGAUGGCUUUUCCUGCUUAUGCAAUCCAGGCUAUGUUGGGAUAAGAUGUGAACAGCACAUUGAUGACUGCAUCCUGAAUGCCUGUGAGCACAAUUCUACCUGCAAAGAUCUGCAUCUCAGCUACCAGUGUGUGUGCCUAUCUGGUUGGGAAGGAAAUUUUUGUGAACAAGAAUCCAAUGAGUGUAAGAUGAAUCCCUGUGAGAAUAAUUCCACCUGUACUGACCUCUACAAAAGCUAUCGAUGUGAGUGUACUUCUGGAUGGACUGGACAGAACUGUAGUGAAGAAAUAAAUGAAUGCGACUCUGAUCCAUGCAUGAAUGGAGGUCUUUGUCAUGAAUCUACCAUCCCUGGACAAUUUGUAUGUCUGUGCCCACCUCUUUAUACUGGACAAUUUUGCCACCAACGCUAUAACCCUUGUGACCUACUUAAUAACCCUUGCAGAAACAACUCAACAUGCUUAGCUUUGGUAGAUGGAAAUCAGCAUUGUAUUUGUAGAGAAGAAUUUGAAGGUAAACACUGUGAAAUUGAUGUGAAAGAGUGCCUCUUCCUUUCCUGCCAGGAUUAUGGCGACUGUGAAGAUAUGGUCAACAAUUUCAGGUGUAUUUGCAGACCUGGGUUUUCUGGAUCUCUAUGUGAAAUUGAAAUUAAUGAAUGUUCCUCUGAACCUUGCAAAAAUAAUGGAACAUGUGUGGAUCUGACAAACAGAUUUUUUUAUAAUUGUGAACCUGGGUGUCAUGGGCCCUUCUGUGAACUUGAUGUAAAUAAAUGUAAAAUCUCACCUUGUCUAGAUGAAGAAAAUUGUGUCUACAGGACUGAUGGAUACAACUGCCUCUGUGCCCCUGGUUAUACAGGCAUCGAUUGUGAAAUAAAUCUAGAUGAAUGCCUAUCAGAGCCCUGUCUCCAUGAUGGAGUUUGUAUCGAUGGCAUCAAUCAUUAUACUUGUGACUGCAAGAGUGGGUUUUUUGGAACACACUGUGAAACAAAUGCAAAUGAUUGCCUUUCAAAUCCUUGUCUACAUGGAAGGUGCACAGAACUUACUAAUGAAUAUCCAUGUUCAUGUGACACAGAUGGGACUGGCACACAAUGUAAGAUCAAAAUUAAUGACUGCACAUCAAUCCCUUGUAUGAAUGAAGGCUUCUGUCAGAAGUCGGCACAUGGGUUUACUUGCAUUUGCCCACGUGGAUACACUGGUGCAUACUGUGAAAAAAGCAUUGAUAAUUGUGCUGAGCCUGAACUUAAGUCAGUCAUCUGUCUUAAUGGAGGGAUUUGUGUUGAUGGGCCUGGACACACUUUUGACUGCAGAUGUCUUCCUGGAUUUUCUGGUCAAUUUUGUGAAAUCAAUAUAAAUGAAUGCUCUUCAUCACCAUGUCUACAUGGUGCAGACUGUGAAGAUCACAUCAAUGGAUAUGUUUGCAAAUGCCAACCAGGAUGGUCUGGACACCACUGUGAGAAAGAACUUGAGUGCAUUCCCAACUCAUGUGUUCAUGAACUCUGCUUGGAAAAUGAACCUGGCUCAACAUGUUUAUGCACACCUGGAUUUAUGACCUGCUCCAUUGGGCUUCUUUGUGGUGAUGAAAUAAGAAGAAUUACCUGUUUAACUCCCAUCUUUCAAAGAACAGAUCCCGUUUCCACACAGACAUAUACAGUUCCCCCUUCUGAGACUUUGGUCAGCAGCUUUCCAUCUAUAAAGGCUACUAGAAUACCAGCCAUAAUGGACACUUACCCAGUUGAUCAAGGUCCGAAACAGACAGGCAUUGUCAAGCAUGACAUUCUCCCAACCACUGGUUUGGCAACGUUAAGAAUUAGCACACCCUUGGAAAGCUACUUACUCGAAGAACUGAUUGUCACUAGAGAGCUUUCAGCAAAACACAGUCUUCUUUCUUCCGCAGAUGUUUCCUCUUCUCGAUUCCUGAGUUUUGGUAUUCAUGACCCAGCACAAAUUGUCCAGGACAAAACAUCGGUAUCACAUAUACUUAUUCGAACUUCAGCAGCCACACUAGGUUUCUUUUUUCCUGAUGGGAGAGCAAGGACCCCAUUUAUCAUGUCUUCCUUAAUGUCAGAUUUUAUUUUUCCUACACAAUCUUUAUUAUUUGAGAACUAUCAGACUGUUGCUUCAUCUGCUACCCCAAUGACUUCAGUAAUUAGAAGCAUUCCAGGGGCUGAUAUUGAGCUAAACAGGCACUCAUUACUCUCCCGUGGAUUCCUGCUUACAGCUGCCUCCAUAAGUGCAACUCCAGUUGUCUCUAGGGGGGCUCAAGAGGAUACUGAAGAAUAUUCAGCUGAUUCUUUAAUUUCAAGAAGAGAGCACUGGAGAUUGCUCAGCCCCUCGAUGUCUCCCAUUUUUCCUCCUAAGAUAAUUAUAUCUAAACAGGUAACCAUCUUAAACUCAUCAGCUCUGCACCGGUUCAGUACAAAAGCCUUCAUUCCCAGUGAAUAUCAGGCUAUUACUGAAGCUUCAAGCAACCAGAGACUCACAAACAUCAAAUCACAGGCUGCUGAUUCUUUAAGAGAAUUAAGCCAAACAUGUGCAACAUGUUCUAUGACUGAAAUAAAAUCCUCUCGUGAAUUCUCAGAUCAAGUUUUGCAUAGCAAACAGUCCCACUUUUAUGAGACAUUCUGGAUGAACUCAGCGAUAUUAGCCAGCUGGUAUGCACUAAUGGGAGCUCAAACUAUCACUUCUGGGCAUUCAUUUUCUUCUGCUACUGAAAUAACACCAUCAGUGGCAUUCACAGAAGUGCCAUCUUUAUUUCCUUCUAAAAAGAGUGCAAAUAGAACAAUUUUAUCCUCAUCCUUGGAAGAAUCCAUUACCCUAUCAAGUAAUUUGGAUGUUAAUUUAUGUUUGGAUAAGACUUGUUUAUCCAUUGUCCCUUCACAAACUAUCUCUUCAGACUUGAUGAAUUCUGAUUUGACUUCAAAAAUGACUACUGAUGAACUGUCAGUAUCAGAAAACAUUUUAAAACUAUUGAAAAUAAGACAAUAUGGCAUAACUAUGGGCCCCACUGAGGUACUAAAUCAAGACAGCUUAUUGGAUAUGGAAAAAAGUAAAGGAUCUCAUACACCGUUCAAACUUCACCCAAGUGACAGUUCUCUGGAUUUUGAGUUUAACUUACAAAUUUAUCCGGAUGUUACUUUAAAGAGAUAUUCAGAAAUUACACAUGCAAAUGACUUCAAAAAUAAUCUGCCACCAUUGACAGGCUCAGUGCCUGAUAUUUCAGAAGUCACCACCGAUGUUGCAUUUUAUACAGUUUCAGCAACUCCAGCACUUUCAAUACAGACGUCUUCCUCCAUGUCUGUAAUUAGGCCAGAUUGGCCAUAUUUUACAGAUUAUAUGACCUCUCUUAAAAAAGAGGUCAAGACUUCUUCAGAAUGGUCCAAAUGGGAACUUCAGCCUAGUGUGCAAUAUCAGGAAUUUCCCACUGCAAGCUGGCAUCUUCCCUUCACUAGAUCUCUUACUUUGUCUUCACUGGAAUCCAUUCUGGCACCUCAACGGCUGAUGAUUCCCGAUUUCAAUUGUGUUCGUUAUCAUGGAGAUUCCUAUCUAGAAUUUCAGAAUGUGGUUUUAAAUCCACAAAAUAACAUCUCCCUAGAAUUUCAGACUUUCAGCUCCUAUGGACUUCUGCUGUAUGUCAAGCAAGACUCAAAUUUAGUGGAUGGAUUUUUUAUUCAGUUGUUUAUUGAAAAUGGUACUUUAAAGUACCACUUCUACUGUCCUGGUGAAGCAAAAUUUAAAAGCAUUAAUACUACUGUUAGAGUGGACGACGGACAAAAGUAUACACUGCUUAUCAGACAAGAAUUGGAUCCAUGUAAAGCUGAGCUGACUAUUUUAGGGAGGAAUACACAAACAUGCGAAUCUAUCAAUCAUGUACUUGGAAAAACCCAGCCAAAAUCAGGAUCUGUCUUUAUUGGUGGAUUUCCAGACCUUCAUGGGAAAAUCCAGAUGCCUGUACCAGUCAAGAAUUUUACUGGCUGCAUAGAAGUUAUAGAAAUAAAUAACUGGAGAUCUUUCAUUCCAUCCAAGGCAGUGAAAAACUAUCACAUUAACAAUUGCAGAUCCCAGGGAUUUAUGCUGUCUCCAACAGCCUCCUUUGUUGAUGCUUCUGAUGUGACACAAGGGGUUGAUACCACGUGGACUUCUGACAGCCCCUCUGUUGCAGCACCCUCUGUGUGCCAGCAGGAUGUAUGCCACAAUGGAGGCACAUGCCACCCCAUCUUCCUCUCCAGUAGUAUAGUGUCAUUCCAAUGUGACUGUCCACUACAUUUCACUGGCCGCUUCUGUGAAAAAGAUGCAGAUUUAUUUUUUCCAUCUUUCAAUGGGAAUUCCUAUUUAGAACUGCCGUUUUUGAAGUUUAUCCUGGAGAAGGAACAUAACAGAACUGUUACCAUCUACUUGACUAUGAAAACAAACAGUUUAAAUGGAACUAUUCUUUACAGUAAUGGGAAUAAUUUUGGAAAUCAGUUUCUUCAUUUAUUUCUUGUGGAAGGAAGGCCAUCGGUUAAAUAUGGAUGUGGAAAUUCACAAAAUAUUUUGACUGUUUCUGCUAAUUACAGCAUUAACACAAAUGCAUUCACCCCUAUCACAAUACGCUACACAAUGCCUGUUGGCAGCCCUGGAGUUGUUUGUACGAUUGAAAUGACUGCAGAUGGAAAACCUCCAGUACAGAAGAAAGACACAGAGAUUUCCCAGGCCUCUCAGGCAUAUUUUGAAUCAAUGUUCCUUGGCCAUAUUCCUGCAAAUGUUCAAAUUCAUAAGAAAGCAGGUCCUGUUUAUGGGUUCAGGGGCUGCAUUCUAGACCUUCAAGUAAACAACAAAGAAUUCUUCAUCAUCGAUGAAGCACUACGUGGAAAGAAUAUUGAGAACUGCCAUGUCCCUUGGUGUGCUCAUCAUCUGUGCCGCAACAAUGGCACCUGCAUCAGUGAUAAUGAAAAUCUGUUUUGCGAGUGUCCAAGGCUGUAUUCAGGCAAGCUGUGCCAGUUUGCAAGUUGUGAAAACAACCCAUGUGGAAAUGGUGCCACCUGUGUUCCAAAAUCCGGAACAGAUAUUGUCUGCCUCUGCCCAUAUGGGAGGUCUGGACCCCUCUGCACUGAUGCUAUUAAUAUUACUCAGCCGAGGUUCAGUGGCACAGAUGCCUUUGGAUACACCUCUUUCCUGGCUUAUUCACGGAUCUCAGACAUCAGCUUCCAUUAUGAAUUCCACCUGAAGUUUCAGCUGGCAAACAACCACUCAGCGCUGCAAAAUAACUUGAUAUUUUUUACUGGACAGAAAGGCCAUGGGUUGAAUGGCGAUGACUUCCUGGCUGUGGGCCUGCUCAAUGGCAGUGUGGUUUAUAGUUAUAACCUGGGGUCUGGCAUAGCAAGCAUCAGGAGCGAGCCCCUCAAUCUGAGCCUUGGAGUCCACAAUGUUCAUCUGGGGAAGUUCUUCCAAGAGGGCUGGCUGAAGGUAGAUGAUCAUAAAAAUAAAUCCAUUAUUGCCCCAGGAAGACUGGUUGGUCUCAAUGCCUUCAGUGAGUUUUAUGUAGGUGGCUACAGUGAAUACACUCCAGAUCUCUUACCAAAUGGAGCAGAUUUUAAAAAUGGUUUUCAAGGCUGUAUUUUCACUCUUCAAGUUCGCACUGAGAAGGAUAGCCGUUUCAGAGGACUGGGAAAUCCCGAGGACCACCCAAAUGCUGGACGCAGUGUUGGCCAGUGUCAUGCUUCUCCCUGCAGUUUAAUGAAAUGCGGCAAUGGUGGGACAUGCAUAGAGAGUGGAACUAGUGUUUACUGCAACUGUACCACUGGGUGGAAAGGAGCAUUCUGCACAGAGACAGUUUCCACCUGUGAUCCUGAACAUGACCCUCCACACCACUGUAGCAGAGGAGCAACCUGCAUUUCAUUACCUCGUGGAUACACCUGUUUCUGUCCUCUAGGAACCACUGGAAUCUACUGUGAACAAGCACUUAUCUUCACUGUGAUCUUGGAAAAGCCAAAACCAGCAGAAUGGAAAGUGAAGAAGGAGGCUUUAUCCAUAAGUGAUCCAUCUUUCAGAAGCAAUGAGUUAUCCUGGAUGUCUUUUGCUUCCUUUCAUGUUCGAAAAAAGACACAUAUUCAAUUGCAGUUUCAGCCUCUCGCUGCAGAUGGUAUCCUAUUUUAUGCGGCACAACACUUAAAAGCCCAAUCAGGUGAUUUUUUAUGUAUCUCUUUAGUAAAUAGUUCCGUUCAACUUCGCUACAACCUUGGUGACAGAACUAUCAUUCUAGAAACUCUCCAAAAAGUAACUAUAAACGGAAGUACUUGGCAUAUAAUAAAAGCAGGAAGAGUUGGUGCAGAAGGCUACCUGGAUCUAGAUGGGAUAAAUGUAACAGAAAAAGCCUCCACUAAAAUGAGUUCUCUGGACACAAAUACAGACUUCUAUAUUGGAGGAGUAUCUUCUUUAAAUCUUGUAAAUCCCAUGGCAAUAGAAAAUGAACCUGUAGGUUUUCAAGGCUGUAUCCGACAAGUUAUCAUAAAUAAUCAAGAAUUACAAUUAACUGAAUUCGGAGCAAAAGGUGGUUCAAAUGUAGGUGACUGUGAUGGGACAGCCUGUGGGUACAACACAUGCAGAAAUGGAGGUGAAUGUACAGUAAAUGGCACAACUUUUUCUUGCAGAUGUUUGCCAGAUUGGGCUGGAAAUACAUGUAACCAGUCUGUGUACUGUUUGAAUAAUCUUUGCCUCCACCAAUCUUUAUGUAUACCUGACCAAUCAUUUUCUUACAGUUGCCUGUGUACUUUGGGUUGGGUGGGAAGGUAUUGUGAAAACAAAACUUCAUUUUCAACUGCAAAAUUUAUGGGUAAUUCUUACAUUAAAUACACUGAUCCAAAUUAUAGAAUGAGAAACCUCCAGUUCACUACUAUAUCCUUAAAUUUCAGUACCACUAAAACAGAAGGUCUAAUUGUAUGGAUGGGAACAGCUCAAAAUGAAGAAAAUGAUUUUCUGGCAAUUGGUCUCCAUAAUCAGACCUUGAAAAUAGCAGUUAACUUAGGAGAAAGAAUCUCUGUGCCUAUGAGCUAUAACAAUGGCACAUUCUGUUGUAAUAAGUGGCACCAUGUAGUUGUAAUUCAAAAUCAGACUCUUAUCAAGGCCUACGUAAAUAACAGUCUAAUUCUUUCUGAGGAUAUUGAUCCACAUAAACACUUUGUUGCUCUAAACUAUGAUGGCAUUUGUUAUCUAGGGGGCUUUGAAUAUGGUAGAAAGGUAAAUAUCGUUACUCAAGAGAUUUUUAAAACCAAUUUUGUUGGCAAAAUUAAAGAUGUAUUUUUUCAGGAUCCAAAAAAAAUUGAACUAAUUAAAUUAGAAGGAUACAAUGUUUAUGAUGGAGAUGAACAAAAUGAGGUUACUUAACACUGGAGAUUUUAGUACACACUAUACAUAAAUGCAGUUAUUUUGAUAGUUAUUUCUUUGAUACAUUGCACAAGGGGAAUCAACUGUUUACUAUUACCUGAAAUAGUCUAAAUGCUAACAUAUCUUUUUGAUAAGAUUGUAAAAUGUCACUGAAGGUUCUGACUGUUUUACCUACAUCUAAUUUAUCUGUAUAUAUUUUGAUUCAUGUUUUAACUCCAUUAGUUCAUUCAGUGCUUAUUCACAGAAUGUGCUUAUUCACUUUGCUUAUUCACUUUUUACCUAUCCCUAAUCCUUAAAUUUUAACAUCAAUGUGUAAACACAAUUUUGAAAAUCAAUGUGUAAACUGAACUUUAAAAUGUUUAAAAUUCAGUUGGUAAUGAAUUAGGGAUAGGUACAAAUAAGAAAAAAAUCAAGUUAUUAAUCAAAGGAAAAAUAAAAAUUAUACAAAGCAAUGUAA